Messenger RNA from Spea bombifrons (plains spadefoot toad), 767 nucleotides. RefSeq names its product interleukin 27 (gene IL27). Lineage: Eukaryota; Metazoa; Chordata; Amphibia; Anura; Pelobatidae. Gene Ontology annotation, biological process: regulation of T-helper 1 cell differentiation; regulation of T cell proliferation. Gene Ontology annotation, molecular function: interleukin-27 receptor binding. The transcript is spliced from 5 exons. The record is from RefSeq and is a predicted model, not a curated record. Bases 202 to 663 code for a protein of 153 amino acids.
GGGAGCUGAGGGCGAGUAAAAUGCCGUGCUUUGUGUGUCCUGGUGGUCGUCUGCGGAGGAGUCGACUCGGUGGAAGGGUCUUCGGAUGACUCGAGAGGAGCAAAAGCGGAAGAUGCCGACCUUAAAAAAGAGUUCGCUAACAGCCUGAAGCUGUCCCAGAAACUUCUGCGUGAGAGCAGGGCCAUCGCCCGCUGCUAUCAGAUGACAAAAUUGCCCGGAACCCACCUGGAUUUGGCCCUGGCGGACAACACCUUCCCCUCUCUCAGUAUCGGUAGCAGCGACUGGCUGAGGCUCCAGGCGGAAGACCGUCUCCGGCUUAUGAACGAGGCUCUGCAGGUCUACCCCGGGUUUCUGGAGGAGCUGGAGAAGUGGGAGACACAGGAGGCUUCUUUGAAGACCAACCAAGCCGGGGGCAAACAAUCCCAUUUCUCUCAUAAGAUCAACCGAGCGCGCUUGGACCUCAGGGACCUUCUCCAGCACGUUCAAUUCCAGAUGUCCUCUUUGGGAAUGAACGUCCCUCAGCCUGUGACCCCCCAAAACCUCCCGGAAACCGGCAGUGAAUGGCACAAGAGACUGCUGAUGUACCAGGCCCUAAGAGGCAUGGAGAAAACCGUGUACCGCGUGGUUAGAGAGUAUACGGCUUUGUGCCUCGCUACUGUUUAAAGGAGGGGUGGUUGGGCUAAUGGUCACAUGACCCGAUCCGAACCCCCCCUCCAAAAAAACUCCUGACAAAGACGCUCUCAAAUGUGAUGAAAAAAGAUAACCAA